Molecule: messenger RNA, 3219 nt
Organism: Pygocentrus nattereri (red-bellied piranha)
Lineage: Eukaryota; Metazoa; Chordata; Actinopteri; Characiformes; Serrasalmidae
Exons: 13
Coding region: 1-2130 (709 amino acids)
Source: RefSeq, a predicted model, not a curated record
AUGGACCCUCAGAGAGCAGACACAAAAAAACCCUGGUGGAGGCUGGACCUUCUGGACCAGUACACAGUGACCUCUGUCACCAUGUAUAACAGAGGAGACGGCUGCUCAGAGAGGAUCAACGGAGCUGAGAUACGAAACUCUUUACUCAACAAUGGGAACAGCAAAACCAGAACUUCAGUUGUGCAAAAUAAGCUUGGGAGGACAAGACUCUCUGGAAACACUGCUGAAAAAAUGGAACAUCACAUAUUUUACCUGCUGGGAGUGAUUACAGUGGCUGGCUUCACUGAUGCAUCAUCUAUGAAAGCCACAAACCUUGCUCUCUAUGGAAAAGCCACACAGUCAUCCUUGUAUGAUAAUCCCUAUGCUCCAUUCGGUCAUGCCUACAAUGCUAUAGAUGGAAAUACUGAAUCACACUUCCACCUUGGUUCUUGCACCGCCACUGAGUUCCAACAAAACCCCUGGUGGAGGGUGGACCUUCUGGAUGAAUACACAGUGACCUCCAUCACCAUCUACAAUACUGGAGACUGCUGUCCAGAGAGGAUCAACGGAGCUGAGAUACGCAUUGGAAACUAUUUAGUCAACAAUGGAAACAACAAUCCCAGGGCUGGGGUGAUCUCUAGCAUCCCUGGAGGACAAUCUAUGACAUUAACCUUUGAGAAAGGAUUCUCAGGUCGUUAUGUCAAUGUGAUCAUUCCUGGAGAGAAGCGACUCCUGGCUCUCUGUGAGGUGGAAGUCUAUGGCUAUCUCACUCCAGAUGGAGAGAAUGUGGCGCUGAAAGGAAGAGCUACACAGUCCAGCCUUUAUGAGACUGGGUUACCCUCCAGUGCCAUUGAUGGGAACCGAGAUGGUGUGUACAAUCGUGGCUCCUGCUCACACACUGAAAAAGACCUCAGUCCAUGGUGGAGACUGGACCUGCUGAAACAGCACAAAGUGUUCACCAUUAGUGUUGCUACCAGGCUGGAGGCUACUUCUGAAAGGCUGCAUGGAGCUGAAAUCAGAAUCGGAGACAGUCUGGACAACUAUGGCAACAACAACCCGAGGUGUGGAGUGAUCAACACUGCCAUGGCAGGGCAAAUCUUUACCUUUGACUGUAAAGGGAUGGAGGGACGGUACAUCAACAUUGUGAUUCCAGCAAGGAACGAGUACCUCACUCUGUGUGAGGUGGAGGUGUAUGGAGCUCCUCUAAAAAUGAAACAUUACAUAUUUUACCUGCUGGGAGCGGUUACAGUGGCUUUCACUGAUGCAUCUUUAAGAGCCAAAAACCUCGCUCUCUAUGGAAAAGCCACACAGUCAUCCUUGGUUAAUAACACCAAUGCGGCAUUCAGUCAUGCCUACAAUGCUAUAGAUGGAAAUACUGAUUCAAACUAUAAGCAUGGUUCUUGCACCGCCACUGAGACUCAACAAAACCCCUGGUGGAGGGUAGACCUCCUGGGUGAUUAUACAGUGACCUCUGUCACCAUCUAUAACAGAGGAGACUGCUGUCCAGAGAAGAUCAAUGGAGCUGAGAUACGCAUCGGAAACUCUUUACUCAACAAUGGAAACAACAACACCAGGGCUGGGGUGAUUUCUAGCAUCCCUGCAGGAAAAUCCAGCAUCUUGAAGUUGAAAGGCAUCUCAGGUCGCUACGUCAACGUGAUCAUCCCUGGAAAUAACCGGAUCCUGACUCUCUGUGAGGUUGAGGUGUAUGGCUAUCCCACUCCAGAUGGACAAAAAGUAACGCUGAAAGGAACAGCUUCACAGUCCAGCCUUUAUGAUCGUGGUUUUCCAUCCAACGCCAUUGAUGGAAAUCAAGAUGGUGUGUACAGUCAUGGCUCCUGCUCACACACUGAAAAAAACUUAAAUGCAUGGUGGAGACUGGACCUGCUGAAACAGCACAAAGUAUUCACCAUCAGGGUCACUAACAGGCAGGAAUUGGGUCACAGACUGAAUGGAGCUGAAAUUAGAAUCGGAGACAGUCUGGACAACAACGGCAACAAUAACCCAAGGUGUGGAGUGAUCAACACUAAGAAUAAUGUUCUGUCCUUUAACUGUAACGGGAUGCAGGGACGGUACAUCAACAUUGUGAUUCCAGGAAGAUCGGAAUACCUCACUCUGUGUGAGGUGGAGGUGUAUGGAGUUCCUCUGAUCUGAAGAACCUCUUGGCCUUUAUGAUUACAAUGUGAUGAUCAGUUUUAUUUCUCUGCUGGUUGUUGGCCAUGAUUGUACCCUGAAAGCAAUGAAAUAGAAUUUGGAUCAAAAUUAAGUGACCAAUGGGGGGUGUAAGAGGUCAGGAGUUUUCUGAUAGAGGGGAGUAGGUUAUGCAGGGCUUUGAAAGUGAGCAGUAAAAUUUUAAACUUUAUACAGGACGGAACUGGUAGCCAGUGAAGCUGAGAGAGAAUGGGAGUAAUGUGAGCUGAACACAUGGGUGAGGCUGAAUGUACUGUAGCUUUUGUACAGACUUUACAGGGAGACCAACAAAGAGGGAGUUACAGUAAUCAAUAUGAGACACAAUGAAGUUUGUGCAUUGUUAUCUGUCAAGAACAGUCGAAGAUGAGCAAUACAAUGUAAAUUAAAGAAUGCAGUCUUAUUGAAGGACUUAAUAUGUAGAUCAAAAGUGUGCAGUGAAAGUUAUGGCCAUAGCUAUGAAUAAUCUGGCCAAGUGGUAGGAUGUAGAUUAGGAAAAGAAGGGGUCUAAGAACUGAGCCCUGAGGAACACUACAUGUAACAGGACAGGUGGAGGACUAGAGUGGACUCUGAAGGCUGUAUCAAUACCAGUAGAGGAAAGACAAGAAAUAAGAACAUCAUAAGUAACAUUAUCAAAUGCUGCACGUAAGUUUAGGAGAAGGAGAAUAUUGACAGUAUCACUAUCAGCAGAUCAGUACUGGCCUCAAUUCAAGUCAGUUGUCUCUCCCGUCAUAUGCCAGGCUGCUCUGAUCAUCAUGGUCCUUAUCCGACUUGAAGCUACUUUUUAAAAUGGUCUGUUAAUAAUAUAAUAAUUUGGUUUUCAUUGGCUAACCUGGAACUGUAACAAUGGGGUUUUGAUUCAAAUUGCUUGAAUGCUUGAAUGGGUUUUAAAGAUUACCUUUUGCUGUUGAUAUUUGAUGACUGUAAACAAUGUACACCAUUGUUCAUAGCCUUAUGCAUUUCUGGGUUAAUUUUCUACUUUUUGUAAUGACAGUCUAUUGUUCUUUGGUUGAUCUCUAUUUCUCUAUUGGGUAAAUAAAUUUUGUCAGGUCUGCA